ACCUCGGCGUUGGCUUUCGUAGCCAGUGCUCAAGACAAUACAUGUUCGACAGACCUCGAUUCCUUGACUGUCACGAACGUCGACGAUGUUCGCGGCAAUUUGAACCUGGUUGCUACUACCGCAAGUGGCACGGAUGUCACAUGGAACAGUAGCGACGAGUCUAUCAUCUCGAACAGCGGCGUCGUCCAAAGACAAAAUACCACGACACAAGUUCAGUUGACUGCCACCAUCGAUUGCAACGGAACACCAGCCAGCCGACAGUUCUCUGCUUCGGUUCGCCAGGCAGCUAAUAUUGGUGCUUUCGAGGGCUAUGCAUUUGCAUACUUCACCAACAACUCUUUGUCCGGCGAAAACAUCUACUUCGCGGCCAGUAACGGCAACGACGCUCUGUCGUGGACAGAGCUCAAUGGUGCACAGCCGAUUCUCAAGUCGACCUUCGGCACGAAAGGACUUCGCGAUCCAUUCAUCAUUCGCUCUCGCGAGGGCGACACCUUCUACCUCAUCGCGACUGAUCUUUCGAUCGGGUCCGGAACUUCUUGGGGCGACUCCGUCAAGUUUGGAAGCCGUUACCUCGAGGUAUGGGAGUCUCACGACCUCAAGACAUGGUCUGAACAGCGCCACGUCUUGGUCUCACCUGCUGAAGCUGGAAAUACUUGGGCUCCUGAGGCUUACUACGAUCAAGACAUUGGUGCUUAUGUCGUCUUUUGGGCAUCUUCUCUCUACAACUCGACGGACGUUGAUCGUGUCGGAGCAACUUACCACCGCAUGAUCGAGCCGCAGAUUUGGCAAGACGUUGGUAUGUCACGCAUCGACUCCACUGUCAUAAAGGAGGGUGACACCUAUUAUCGUUUUACAAAGGACGAAGGCGCUGGUGAGACUGGCUGCACCGACAUCAUCGAAGAGAAGUCGACUUCACUCAGAGCAACUGCAGACUCUUGGUCUCUGGUCGAUAGUUGCAUUGGUAANAAGGCCGGCACUCAGGGCGUUGAAGGCCCAACCGCGUUCAAGUCGAACCCUGGCGAUGUUAAUGGAGAUAACUUCUACUUGUUUGUCGACGAAUAUGGUGGUCGUGGUUACAUUCCACUUCAAACCAAGAAUAUCGCAAGCCCCAACUGGACGGUCCCAGCAUCAUACAAGCUUCCCCCAAGCCCCAGACAUGGAACUGUCCUUCCCAUCACUGCCGCUGAGCUUGCCAGCCUAACGGCAGCAGACACUGCCAAAACUUCAUCGAUCGCUAGUCGUGCAUCUGGAGGCUCACCAGUACUCAAGGGCUACUUUGCUGAUCCCAACAUUGCUGUGUUCAACAAGACUUACUACAUCUACGCGACCACUGAUGGUUUCCCUGGUUGGGGUGGCCAGGCAUUCUAUGCGUGGAGCUCACCAAACCUAGUAAACUGGACUCGCAGCGAGAAGCCAUUCCUCACCCUCAACGGCACCCACGGCAAUGUUCCAUGGGCAACUGGCAACGCUUGGGCUCCGACCAUCAUUGAAAGACAUGGCAAAUACUACUUCUACUUUAGCGGUCAGAAUCCCACCUACGACAGAAAGACCAUUGGCGUCGCUAUCGCAGACUCGCCUACUGGCCCCUUCACCGCACAACCCACUGCCAUGAUACUCAACAACGAGCGUCUCACCACAGGUCAAGCUAUUGACUCUGAUGCCUUCUUAGAUCCUGUGAGCGGCAAAUACUACCUACUGUGGGGCAACGGUAGCCCACUCCUUGCUGAGUUGAAUGACAACAUGACUUCGAUAAACUGGUCCACAGCACAAAACAUCACCGGUCUGGUGGACUUCCGCGAAGGUCUCUUCAUCAACUACCGCAAGGGUCUCUAUCACAUCACCUACUCCCUCGACGACACAGGCUCUGAGAAUUAUCGUGUCGGCUAUGCAACUUCUACUUCCCUUACUGGAAAGUAUACUUAUCAUGGUAUCGUGUUGCAGAAAGAUGUCAGUCAAGGAAUCUUGGCUACUGGACAUGAUUCGAUCAUCAAUGUGCCUGGGACAGACAAGUGGUACAUGGCUUACCACCGUUUCGCUAUCCCGGGCGGUGAUGGCACGCACAGAGAAGUGACGAUUGAUAAGGUUACCUUUGAUGCUAAGACAGGGCUGAUGCAUACUGUUGUGCCUACGCUCAGUAGUGUAGAGGCUUUCCCUGUUCCUGCAAAG
Messenger RNA from Aureobasidium uvarum, 2166 nucleotides. NCBI's taxonomy places the organism in Eukaryota, Fungi, Ascomycota, Dothideomycetes, Dothideales, Saccotheciaceae. The record is from the annotation of a GenBank genome assembly.